Anopheles bellator is the source of this 1345-nucleotide messenger RNA. RefSeq lists its product as uncharacterized. The transcript has 3 exons. NCBI's taxonomy places the organism in Eukaryota, Metazoa, Arthropoda, Insecta, Diptera, Culicidae. Bases 162 to 938 code for a protein of 258 amino acids. The record is from RefSeq and is a predicted model, not a curated record.
GUGUGGUGAAAAAUCAUGUUUACAUACGACGAACAUCAAUAGCCAGCAAACGUUGAACGUCGAUAAAAACAACGAAAACAACACAAACCCGGCGAGAAAAACCGAAAUCCUCAGUCUUUCCGGAUCUGGGUCUGGUGGGGGUGGAGAGCGUUCCAUGAACCAUGAACUUAAACAACAACAACAACAACAAUCAUCCGCUGCACCCGUACCACCACGCCCCCAGCAGUCAGAGCUUCAGUGGCAGCAGUUUAGCAAACAACGCCUGCAGCAACAGCAGCAGCAGCAGCAAAAGUAACGACGGCACCAAUCAGCCACACGCCAUCAACAGCAAUGGACAGCAGACGCUGCGCGUCAGCCGCAGCAGUACCCGGAAAAAGCCGUUCCACUUCAUAUCCAGCAUGUGGAAGAUGAAGAAAAUCAUCAAGUUCGAGGACAUUAUGUUCCACCGCGAGAUGAAAUGCCGGGCCCGCUCGGAGCCGUCAGUGUCCACCUACAGCUGCACCGGCGGCAAAGGCUGCCAGCGGAAGUCGUCGCCAUCCUUCUCGAUGCUCAGCCUGUCGCCGGGCAAGUUUCAGAAAUCGGCCGACGAGCUGGAAGUGACGCGGCUCCGGUUGUCGCGCAACGACAAUCCGUUCGUGCAGAAGGUGCUCGCCAGCCGGGACAAUAUGGCGGACGUCAUCGACGACACCGAAUCGGACGAUGCCAUCCUGAUCCUGAUGUCCGACGACUUCAACGGUGAAGCGGAAACCGACCCGCUGGCACUGCCGCAGGUGCACGAGCACAUGAUCCGCUCGCCGCCGCCAACGUUCUGGCCCCGGGCGCCAAAAACUGUCUUCAAUUUCGAUGGGGCCGACGAAAAAGGACGCCGGCCCGAAGUGAAUGCCAGUGCGAGCGGGCGCCCGUCUUCGGUACUUGCGGAUCCACGGAAGCACCCAUAGUGACGACCGCACUCUCCUCGAAUAGCACGUACGCGCGAUCUUUCAGAGCAUCCCAGAGCCAUUAGAAUGAGUCAGUGAGAAUGACGGGCCCAGACACGGAGAAGGUUCCGCUGUUCCGUCGAAUGCUUGCGAGAACGACGAAAUGGGCUGCGGGCACGGGCGGAAGGAUUCUUAAGUUUCAAUUACCAGUACCAGCGUCCGAUACCCUGCUGAGGAAGCGUUCGUUCAUCUCCAACCGAUAACAAUAUGAAGAUUCCCGCACUAUAACUUGUUGCAUAGUUUAUUAGUGAAUAUAUAAAUAAUUUGUUUAAGAAAAACUUUAAAGAACACUCAUAACCAUCGCUGCUAUGUUAUCCUUGUACUUGCCAUGUACUUUGUUUGCGGUGUUUUUUCUCGAACAAUGCAGC